This is a messenger RNA of Camelus dromedarius (Arabian camel), 1151 nucleotides long. It is a transcript of the gene FHIT, whose product is annotated as fragile histidine triad diadenosine triphosphatase. The transcript is spliced from 10 exons. Gene Ontology annotation, molecular function: ubiquitin protein ligase binding; bis(5'-adenosyl)-triphosphatase activity. The coding region runs from base 393 to 842 and encodes 149 amino acids. The record is from RefSeq and is a predicted model, not a curated record. Gene Ontology annotation, cellular component: plasma membrane; nucleus; cytoplasm. Gene Ontology annotation, biological process: intrinsic apoptotic signaling pathway by p53 class mediator; purine nucleotide metabolic process; diadenosine triphosphate catabolic process. NCBI's taxonomy places the organism in Eukaryota, Metazoa, Chordata, Mammalia, Artiodactyla, Camelidae.
CUCCAGUCGCGGGACUUUUUGCUCUCUGUUGCUGGGUCUCUCAGGCAGCCACCCCUCUCAGGCAGCACUCGCCCAGGCACCGGUCCUGCCCCGCGCUCCCUCCCUCUGCCUUUCACUUCCCAGCUGCCAACAUCUUGGAAGCUUUGAAGCUCAGCAAAGAAGGGAAAUCCACUGAGAAUAGUCUGUAGAGGGUCUUGAGUAAUUCAUUCCAUCUUGGUGGAACUUCUGCUGGCCAGAACCCACAACUGGUGACGAACCCACAGAUUACUACUUGGGUACUGCAGGUAUCCUAGGACUGCCUGCCUGCCGAGACCUUCUAUCAAAUCUUCGUGCACCCUGCUGUUGAGCAUCCAAGGAAGUGACAGUAUUCAGAGAGUCUUCACUGUGAGGAAAUGUCAUUCAGAUUCGGCCAACAUCUCAUCAAACCCUCUGUGGUGUUUCUCAAAACGGAACUGUCCUUUGCCCUGGUGAACAGGAAACCUGUGGUUCCAGGACAUGUCCUCGUGUGUCCCCUUCGGCCAGUGGAGCGCUUUCGAGACCUGCGUCCCGAUGAAGUGGCCGAUCUGUUUCAGGCAACCCAGAGAGUCGGGAUGGUGGUGGAGAAGCAUUUCCAGGGGACCUCUCUCACCUUCUCCAUGCAGGAUGGCCCAGAAGCCGGUCAGACUGUGAAGCAUGUUCACAUCCACGUUCUUCCGAGGAAGGCUGGAGACUUUCACAGGAAUGACAGCAUCUAUGAUGAGCUCCAGAAACAUGACAAAGAGGAGGAGGACUCCCCCACCUUGUGGAGAUCGGAGGAGGAGAUGGCCGCAGAAGCUGCAGCGCUGCGGGCCUACUUCCAGUGAUGCAGGCAUGAAAGAACUGGAACAGAUCCUAGAGCGUGAGGAAAUGGGCCUCGUGCUCUCGGACCCCGCGGCACUGGAGAUGAAGCUGAGCAGCCUUUAUGAGCUCCUACAGUUCCACAACCUUCCGCAAAGCAUUUUAUUACACUUGUGGAAGCCACUGGGGUUAUGUUUCAAUCACAGUGACUGACAGGCCACCUUCAAAACAACGGCGCCGACAGCCCGUCCACACUUCCUUGGCUGUGUACUUAGAAUAGAACCUUUUCUAAAUUGUCCCUUGGCCUGGAAAGGAAUAAAAUGAUAGUUAAAAUA